Molecule: messenger RNA, 666 nt
Organism: Pieris macdunnoughi
Lineage: Eukaryota; Metazoa; Arthropoda; Insecta; Lepidoptera; Pieridae
Source: the annotation of a GenBank genome assembly
AUGCCUAAACGGUGUGUGUUUGGUUGUGCGCCUAGUGAUGCCAGCCUUCAUUCAUUUCCAAACCCUAAAAGAUUCCAUCAGCAAUUGAAUGCUUGGGUUGAUCUUACUGGUGAUUUUGGAUUGACUUAUGAAGAGAUUUACAAAAAAAAAAAGUUUGAUGUUCAUUUCACAGACAGAGAUCAUAAUCAUAAUAACAGAUUAAAUGCUUUAGCCAUUUCAUCUCUUCAUUUGAAUGGCUUUCAUGGAAAACUUUCUUACCCUAGUGCAACGGUCAGUCAGGAAAUGGAACUGAACACCCAAUUAGAUGCAGCUUCGGAAAGUACGGCGCCGUCCAAAUUGACAGUAAAUAGGUAUAGGAUUCACCAAAAACAAAUUUGUAACUUAAGAAGAGAAAUCUACAGGCUGCGAAAAAGUGGUCAUUCGUUUAAGGCGAAAAACAAAAAAGCCAAACAACUGGAUGCCAACACUACUUUUCAAAAAGUAGUUAAAGGGCUGAGGAAUAACCUUCUUACCAAAGACUUGGUUUAUAUUGACCCCGAAGACCAAAAACAGAAACUCAUUAAAUGGGAAUACAUUGAACUACUGUAUGCUGCCGAUAAAUCAUUUGGAGAACUCCGAUGCCUGCAGAAAUUAACGGAGGAACAUGUUGGAAGAGCAAAAAUUUAA